Calliphora vicina (urban bluebottle blowfly) is the source of this 1003-nucleotide messenger RNA. RefSeq names its product tRNA pseudouridine synthase-like 1. Gene Ontology annotation, biological process: tRNA pseudouridine synthesis. Bases 68 to 1003 code for a protein of 311 amino acids. The transcript is spliced from 4 exons. The record is from RefSeq and is a predicted model, not a curated record. Gene Ontology annotation, molecular function: RNA binding; pseudouridine synthase activity. NCBI's taxonomy places the organism in Eukaryota, Metazoa, Arthropoda, Insecta, Diptera, Calliphoridae.
CAACAACAACACCUUACAUCACUAAAUAACCAAGCACACAUGUUCAGUAGUAUUUUUUUUUUGUGAAAUGAAUCGUUAUUUAUUAGAAAUUUCAUACAUUGGAACAAGAUUUCGAGGCAUACAAAAAACAGUAAAUAAAUUAGAAGAGGCACGCUUAGACACGACAACAAUACAGGGCUGCAUAGAACUGGCACUGGGUGUCUUUAGACCGGUGAAUGAAAUACAGACCGUAUUAUCAAGUAGAACUGAUGCUGGAGUACAUGCUUUACAUUCAACACUGCAUGUAGAUUUGCAGCGUUAUGAUGGUAAUCCAUAUAAUGCCUCAUCUAUGAUUGGAGUACUAAAUCGUACUUUAGAUAAACAAAGUUUAGCUAUACGAGUUUUGAAUACCCGAAUUGUACCAAAUACCUUUCAUUGCCGCUAUAGCGCCAAGGGCAGAACUUAUUUAUAUCGUAUUGCGGUGGCCAAGCAAGGUAUCUGUGAGGCCGGUAGUUUGAAGAAUAGAAAUUUCGAAGCAUAUUUACCUGUUGAAGAAUUAGAUCGCUGUUUUUUUGUGCAAAAUGGUGCCUUUGAUAUUGAGCGCAUGAAAGCAGCUUCGCGAAUGCUAUUGGGUCGCCAUGAUUUUCGUACAUUUAUGUCGGUAAGUCGUCAAAAGGGUCCAUCACGUGAUCAUCCCAUGUUCACGGUGCGAAAUAUUGAUGAAAUCAAUAUAAAACCAGGAAAAACAACAGCCGUUGGUCCCAACGGUAUCUUAGCGGAAGAUAUUUACGAUUAUUGGGACAUUGAAAUAAAAGCCAAAUCAUUUAUUUACAAACAAGUGAGACGCAUGGUGGGUGCACUUGUAGCGGUGGCCACAAAUCGCAUUAAUGAAAAGUGCAUGUAUGAAAUGAUAACUAUACCGUCCAAGCAUAAUUGGGAUCCACGUAUUCUAUUGGCUCCCGCCUUUGGUUUAUAUUUGUGUCGAGUGCAUUACAAUGAAGAUGAUUUGAAAUUAGAAAAAUAA